GAGCGCCGCUGAGAGAGAGAGCCUCCUCGCAGCCUCUGGCGCCAUCGACGGCGGCGCUGGUCCUUGCGCACACCGGCCCCAUGGCUGCUGCCGCUCCAGCUCCGCGGAUGCACUUGCUCGCUUGGGCGCUUCUCUUGCUCCUCGCUGCUGUGCUCCACUCCGCCUCCCCGGCGGCACCAGAGAAGGAAGUGCUAAACAGACCUUUGAGAGUACGUGCCCGAUCCUCGUUACCUGGCAGGUCACCUGUUCAAUGGAGGUCAUCCCAGCCUUUGGGUUCAAGAAUUCCACGAAGAUAUCCAGGUUUCCUCUUGGGAUAUGGAGAAAGCAACAGAAGGAUGAGUUACAGACCACUGCCAAAAGAAGAAAAAAAACAUGAGAUUAAAAACUUAGAGGAGGAUGAACUGGAGGAGACAAAAGACGUCGCUGUUCGUGUUAUGUCCUCUCAGUCAGUGCUUGUUACUUGGACAGAUCCCGCCUCUGAGAAACAGAAGACGGUCUCCUCUAGGCAGUACACUGUCCGUUAUAGAGAGAAAGGGGAAUCAGCAAGGUGGGAUUACAAACAUGUAUCCAACAGGCGGGUGUUGGUGGAUAAACUGAUUCCAGACACCAUGUAUGAAUUUGCAGUUCGAAUCUCACAGGGAGAAAAAGAAGGCAAGUGGAGUACCUCAGUUUACCAAAGAACCCCAGAAGCAGCUCCUUCCAGUGCACCAGAAAACCUGAAUGUCUGGCCAAUAAAAGGCGAAACCCCAUCUGUUGCUGCUACCUGGGAUGCUCUUCCAGAGGGUGAAGGAAGAGUGAAAGAAUACAUUCUUUCAUACGCCCCCGCUCUCAAGCCCUUUGGAGCAAAGUCCAUUUCCUACUCGGGAGACACUACGUCCGCCAUGGUGGAUGGUCUGCAGCCCGGCGAGCGCUAUAUUUUCAAAAUCCGUGCAGCAAACAGGAGGGGCCAAGGCCCUCAGUCCAAAGCUUUCAGUGUUGCCCUGCCAGCAACCAGUUCAGAAGAAUCAAAGGUUGAUCAACAAACAAACACUGAAGAUGAUUUGGAACCCAAAACAUCUGGAAAUAAAGUGCCUUCUUCUGUGUCUCUCUCACCAUCCCCUUCCUCUGAGCAUAGUUCUGGUCUUCCAUCCAGUUUUCCUGAUGGCAGAGAUUCAAAGAAUCCUGUUACUGACCUCAAGAAUAAACUACCAACUGGUAGUACUGCCCCCACAAAAUCCCAGCUAUCUUCUAGAAAGGGAGCAGAGCUGAAAGCAGAUUCUCAUUCCACGGGAGACACCAUAGUCCAUAGUUCCUCCAAAGAAACACUAACAACACAGCCAAAAACACAGGAGGUUAAGAGCAGUGCUAAGUCCCAUUCCCCUAUGAAACCUUCUCACACUGUCACUUCCUCAGGUAAAGCACCUCUUAGGGCACGCACACCAGUGAGGACAGGGAAGACAAGCACUGAUAAACCAAAGUUGUUAUCAUCUUCUUCCUCACACACUUCAUCUUCCACUCAAAAAUAUACAGAAAAUGAAAUGAAGACUCUAAGACAGGACAGGUCUAAUCUUCCUUCAUCCUCCGAAGUUACUUUAGAUAAUAUGCCAGUUGAUAAUGAAAGUAAUGAUCAUGUCAGUAAGGUAGAGGAAAAGCCAGCAGUGUUGCCUAAAGGACCAGAAGAUAGUCAUUCAAUUUCACAUUCAAGUAAGGAGCCUUCUGUAUCUCGGAAGAUGGCUCAGAAUUCUCCCACCAAAUUGCGCACUUCUGCAUCAGUUAAGUCUCCUACAUCAUCCACAGCUAUAAAUUCUCAAAGUAAUUCACGCCAUCCCUCUAAUAAACUAUCUCACCCUGAUACUGCUGAUACUUACAAGCGCAGAGAAGCAGAAAGAAGAGAGCAAAAGCCAAGUUCCAUGCCUUCUCCUCCUCAGAGUGGUUCAUCUCCAUCUGUGCAAAUAAGACCUGUCUCACAUUCCAGUCGCCAAGCAUUAAGAGAUCCAAGAGUAAGCACUUCUGCUGUUUCUGCGGCUGCUACCCAUACAUUGCCUCACUCACUUGACUCUUCUGCUAAACAAAAACCUGAUGGAAGAGGUGAUUCCAGUGAAAGUGAAAAUAAUGAAAGAGAGGAUACAGAAAACAGACGGGGGUCGCUAUCUUCUAGAUUCAGUUCUAGGCCCUCAUCAGGUCAGACUGCAUCGGAACGCUUUGAUUUGUUCAAAUAUAGAUCAGCUCUUAUUACCAACAGAUUUGCAAACAAAGCCAGUAAUGGUCGUGAAACCAGGAUGCAACCUCCCAAAAGUCCCUCCUCUACACAGUCCACAAAGGUUCAUCCUCAGUCCAGUUCUCAUUUAACACCAGGCAGUAGUCAGAGACCUGAUUCCAAUAUGGAUAAAGAUGAACCAGAAGAUGAAGAUGAAAAUCCUCUACCAUCAACUCGUCCCCAUGGUUAUUCACCAUCCUUUUCUAAACAAUCUUCUUUAAUGGACUAUUCGCAGAGGAAGAGUCCUCUGGUUGAAUCUAAGAUGCAUCACAGAGUUGUGCCCACUGACAAAUCUAAUCCUGCAAACAUACAAGAAGAAACCUAUAGUAAGGAAAGGGAAGCCACAGGUGCAGAUACCUCACUGCAACAGCCUGAUGCACACUCUUUAGUAUCUGGCCAAUCUCCUUCAUUAAGUGGGCACAUAAGCCAUCGUUCUAGUGUAUCUCAUUGGUUAACCAAUGGUCAGAGCUUAAGGUCCAGAAGUUCAUCUCCAUCAACUGAUUCUGUAUCAAGGUCAUCUGUGGAAAAAUCAUCUUCUCUACGGUCUCCUGCUUCACGGUAUCAACCCGAUGAUCUUGAGAGCAAAGAUACAUCUAAGACAAAACAAACUUUAUCUCAGUCUAAAAAAGCAUUAAUAGGAAGUUCUCAUGCAUUAUCUCAUAAAACUCUCCAUCCGGAGACCAGCCAUUCUUCAAAACCAGUGACUGAUCAGUCACAACAUCAACCCUCCUUCAAUUCAAGAAGCCACCUUACACUGACAUCCCUCCAAAGCAGUGAAAAAUUAGGGGAUAAAGAUGACAAUUUGGAGGAAAACUAUUACAAAGGGUCACAUGAUAAAGAGGAAGAGAGGAAUCUUCAUUCAAUACAUACCAAAGAAGCCUCUGCAUCUAGAAGAAUAUCUACAUCUUUGCCUCAGGGAAAUACUGGUUCUCUCUCAAAGCAUUCUCAUUCUCAGACUAGUGAAUUUGGUGAAAGGUCUCCAACUCAGCGUGAGUCUUUAACUUCCUCCUCUACCUCUUCAAAAGAUGUAGUCAGAGAGCAUCAAUACUCUAGAGAAGGUUCUUCAUCUUCAAAAUCAUCCUCCACUUCUCUGAGACAAACUCAUCCUUCAGUACCCCGGUAUUCAUCUGGCUCAAGAAUGCCUAUUAGGACAGCAUCCCAGACAGACAAAAAAUAUGGACUUGCCCAGCCAAUCCCAACUAAAGUGGAACUUGCUCCAAAGACCUCUUCCUCUAAAACACAUCAGUCACUUUCAAGCAGUGAUGAUGAUGAUUAUGAAAACUAUGAUCAGCCAGAGACAGAGGAAAACCCCACGUCAUCUUCAGCAGCAAGAUGGCAAUCUUCCUUGAUUUCUAGAGGCAGUAAAAAAAUAAAUAAUAAUGUUGCUAAGGACAGGAGUAAAUCACCAAGUCCUGUUUUGCCUCACAAAACAAAAAAUGUUGAUGAGGAGGAAUACAAGCAGCAGCAGCAGGAGGAAGAGGAACGUCUCACUUCCAAAACCUCAAUCACUGCACCUUUCAGUAGAUCUUUAACAUCCAGACCUUCUCAGUCUCCCAACAAGCUGAAUGGCCUGCCUAAAAUAAACAGGGCUUCAUCGCGUGCCUCCGGAUCUACUUCUGUAUCUUCUCAGCUUCAUCCCACUCAUUCUGCUUCUCCCACACGUUCAUCCACCUCUCCCUCAGUGUCCCCCAACCAACGAAUUCAACAUUCAAGAUUAUUAAACCCUUCUCAACGACAGCAUCUUAGGUUUCCUCAUAGACAAGGUAAUGGUGGCCGACCCAAUUUAACAACAAAACCAGAUCUAAAUAAUAAAAUAGCUCCUGAUAAUGGAAAACGAAAUGGACAGAAAAUAAUAAACGGUCCACAAGGAAUAAAGUGGAUUGUAGAUCUUGACCGAGGGCUGGUGCUGAACGCUGAAGGAAGGCACCUCCAAGAUUCACAAGGGAAGCCUCUCAGAGUAAAAUUAGGAGGAGAUGGCCGUACUAUUGUUGAUUCCAAAGGAGCUCCAGUAGUAAGUCCAGAUGGGUUGCCUUUGUUUGGACAUGGAAGAUUUAGCAAGCCUGUAGCAAAUGCACAAGAUAAACCAAUCAUAAGUCUUGGAGGGAAACCACUGAUAGGCCUUGAAAUGAUCAAAAAAACAACCACUCCUCCCACAACAACAACAACAACAACUACUACUACUACUACUACUACAACGACUACUACUGCUGCCACUACAACUACCACACCUGAACCAACAACUACUGAGCCACCAACAGAGAAACCAUUGCCUACCUGCCCCCCUGGCACGUAUGCAGAGUACGACGAAGAGGGAAAUAUUGCAUUAGGCCUUGAUGGUUUACCUGAGUGCAAUUCUGAAGGGACAUUCUCAGGGCUUGAUGCAGAUGUGGCAGGAACUACAGAAUCAUAUGUGAUAUAUGAUGAAGAUUAUGAGCUUUUUGAAACCACUUUACCUCCCACCACCACCACCACCACCACCACCACAGCAUCCACCACAGAAGCACUCUCUGAAACCACCUUUCCAGAAUUCAGUGUUUCAGGAUCAGACCCUCUGUCAGAAUAUGAUGCUGCUGGAAAGAAGCGGUUUACUGCUCCUUAUGUGACUUAUAUAAACAAAGACCCAGCAGCUCCAUGCUCCUUGACAGAGGCACUAGAUCACUUCCAAGUUGAAAGCCUGGAUGAAAUCAUCCCCAAUGACCUAAAAAUUACAGGAAUGCGUCCUCAGAGGGCCCCUCACAAUAUCACCAUAGUGGCUGUGGAAGGCUGCCAUUCCUUUGUGAUUAUCGACUGGGCUAAGCCUAUGCAGGGUGAUCUAGUCACAGGAUAUUUAGUUUACAGUGCAUCUUAUGAUGAUUUCAUCAGGAACAAAUGGUCAACCAAGACUGCAGGAAGCACUAACUUGCCCAUUGAAAACUUGAAGCCAAAUACAAGGUAUUACUUUAGAGUCCAGGCAAAGAAUCCCCAUGGUUAUGGACCUAUAAGCAAUUCAAUCUCCUAUAUCACAGAAUCUGAUAAUCCUCUACUUAUUGUCAGACCACCAGGUGGUGAACCAAUCUGGAUCCCAUUUUCUUUUAAAUAUGAUUCGUCAUACUCUGAAUGCAGUGGCAAACAAUACGUGAAGCGGACAUGGUACAGGAAGUUUGUUGGUGUGGUUCUUUGUAAUUCAUUGAGAUACAAGAUUUUCCUCAGUGAUGACCUAAGAGAUACAUUUUACAGCAUUGGGGAUAGCUGGGGAAGAGGUGAAGAUCAUUGCCAGUUUGUGGAUUCGCACUUGGAUGGAAGAACAGGACCACAGUCAUAUGUGGAAGCCUUGCCUCCUGUUCCAGGUUAUUACCGCCAGUUUCGACAAGAGCCUGUAUCGUUUGGACGCAUUGGCUAUAUGACGCCUUAUUAUUAUGUGGGCUGGUAUGAGUGUGGUGUGCCCAUUCCAGGGAAAUGGUAACUGUGCUGCAGUCUCCAUGCAGUUCGUAAGCGCAGUACAUCCAGCGUGCCUUUCACAUGGCUGUUAUUGGAGGACUCUGAGCAGUCGGCUUGGCAAGGAAAGGAAAACAAGAACAUGGAAAGGAAGAAGAAACCAGCAAAGACUCACUAAACGAAUACCGUAUAGGGUUUUGCCAACCUAAGUCUGUGGUGCUACUUGAUUAUUUUGCUUCAGAGCACGUACAGGAUUCAGUCUGGGUCUCCUGCCUUGUUCUCCUUGCCUUUAAAGGCAUGGAGAUGUAGCCGCAAUGGGUGCUAUCUGUGCUCAAUGAAACGUAAUAUAUUUGGCUACUCACAAAAAAUUGGAAUCGUGAUAUAUCUUGCAAGGAAUGACUUAAGCAUGCUGUGCUUGCAUUAUGGAAUGCUAACCACUUUCCACUGCUAUUAAUGGAAUCCUCUUGCCUUCCACUGGCAGAGUCUUGCGCUUCAGAAUGUUGCUAUGCGGUCAUGCUGUGCUACUAAACACCCAUGAAAACCAAUCAAUGUUACUGAAGACUUCUCCUGUAGGUUUGCACAAGGCUGGAAGAAAUACCAGGUCACUGUGUCAAUUCAACUUUUAAAAAAACCAGCAACAAAAAACAGUACUGUAUGUUUGCAAAAGUAUUUCUUAGAACUUGAGGUUUUCUUGUUGACUUUGAUAAAUACUUCAAUGGGAUGAUGUUUUAUGUAAAAGGUGCUAUUAAUUAACAAGUCUUCUAAAAUUUAUUCUGUGAAAAAUAUACUAUGCACAUAACCAUGUAAAGAACCAGGCUUACCUUCUUGUGAGUAUUGUCGAACUGUAAUGGUGUUGAUGUUUGUAUAAAA
This is a messenger RNA of Varanus komodoensis (Komodo dragon), 6520 nucleotides long. RefSeq names its product fibronectin type III domain containing 1 (gene FNDC1). The record is from RefSeq and is a predicted model, not a curated record. Gene Ontology annotation, molecular function: protein binding. The transcript is spliced from 19 exons. Lineage: Eukaryota; Metazoa; Chordata; Lepidosauria; Squamata; Varanidae. Bases 81 to 5678 code for a protein of 1865 amino acids.